AUGCCAUCAUUUCAUUAUGGUACACAUUAUUCAACAGGUGCAUUUACACUUGAUUGGCUUAUUCGACUUGAACCAUUCACAACAUUUUAUUUAAGUUUACAAGAAGGAAAAUUUGUUCAUGCUAGUCGAUUAUUUCAUUCAAUACCAUUAUCAUGGCAAAAUUGUCAACGUGAUUCAUCUGAUGUUAAAGAAUUAAUUUCUGAAUUUUUUUCUCUACGAUCUGAAGCUGUUCGUGCUGUUAAUCUUGAUUCAAUAACAACUCCAACAGAUCGUGCUGCUAUGGAAACACAAAUAAGAAAUUUUGGUCAAGCACCAGCACAACUUUUAACUGAACCACAUCCACCAAGAAAUUCAGCCAUGAAUUUAACUCCAAUGAUGUAUAAUGUUACACCAGAAGAUGUAUCAAUGAUAAUGAAAUUUUCAUUAAAUGCACCUAUUAUUCAUGUUUCUGCUAAUACAAAUCCAACACUUUCCAUACAAGCUAUUAUUACAAUUAUAUCAAAUAUAAAUUUAAAUCGUCGUCAUUUGGAUGAUAAUUUUGAUGAACGUAUUCAACAACGACAUCAAAGUUUUGUUGUUACUGCUGAUAAUUGUUAUAUAAUAUCAACUGUACUCUAUGGUCAUUUUGAUAUUGUUACAUGUGUAUGUCGUUCAGAAGUAACUAUUGCUGGAAAUUGUUUUCUUGCAACUGGUUCACGUGAUUGUACAGUUUGUAUUUGGAUAUGGAAUGGUACAAUAGGUGCAAUAGUUGAUCGUGAAUAUCCAAAUCAAGAAAUCAAUCCAUCACCAGCAGAAAUUUUAACUGGUCAUGAUAGAGAAAUAACAUGUUUAUGGAUAUUAGCUGAACUUGGUAUUGUUUUAAGUGGUAGUGAACAAAGUCUUGUACUUCAACAUACACUUAAUGGUGAUAUAUUACGUUCAUUUGAAAAUCCAUCAAAAAUAUCUACACCACGUCUAUUAUCACUAUCAAAUGAUGGUGAUAUUAUUGUUUGUUAUGAUCGUUCAAAAUUAUGUUUAUAUAUAUUAAAUGGAAAAUUAAUGAGACAAGCAAUAUUUGAAGAUGAAACUAUUCAAUGUAUGGUUUUAAAUAUUGAUAGUCAAUAUACAGUUAUUGGUGGUGAUCGAGGUUUUGUACAAAUCAUUCGAACACAUGAUUUACAACCUGUUUAUGCUUAUCCACAAUGUGAUGCUAGUAUUCGUUCAUUAGCAAUAACUCAUGAUCAAAAUGGUGCUGGUUUUAUUGGUAGUCAUUGUGUUAUGGAAUUGAUUAGAGCUGGUUAUGCACCAAUUGUAGUAGAUAAUGAACAUAAUUCAUCAGCAGAAUGUUUAAAACGUGUUGAACAAAUUACUAGAUGUCAAAUAAUUAAUUAUAAAAUUGAUUGUCUUGAUAUUGAAAAUUUACGAAAUAUUUUUAAAAAAUAUUUAAUUUAUGCAAUAAUUAGUUGUGCUGCACUUAAAGCAGUUGGUGAAUCAGUACAAAAACCAAUUUUAUAUUAUAAAAAUAAUAUUGGUUGUUUACUUAAUUUACUUACAUGUAUGGAAGAAUUUAAUGUUAACAAUUUUCUUUUUUCAUCAUCAGCUACUGUCUAUGGUACACCUAAAUAUUUACCACUUGAUGAAAAACAUCCAUGUAUUGGUGAUGCUAUUACUAAUCCAUAUGGUAAAAGUAAAUAUAUAUGUGAACAUAUUCUUAAAGAUACAAUAGUUGCUCAUCCUGAAUGGAAUAUCAUUCUUUUACGUUAUUUUAAUCCUGUUGGUGCUCAUAAAACAGGUUUAAUUGGUGAAGAUCCUAUUGGUAAACCAAAUAAUCUUAUGCCAUACAUUGCACACGUAGGUGUUGGUCGUUUAUCAUAUGUUAAUAUUUUUGGUACUGAUUAUGAUACUUCAGAUGGUACAGGUGUUCGAGAUUAUAUACAUGUUGUUGAUAUUUAUAAUCUUGGUACUGGUAAAGGUUAUUCUGUAUUAGAAAUGAUUAAAACAUUAGAAAAAGCAUCAGGCAAAACAAUGUCUUAUAAAGAAUGUUCUCGACGUCCAGGUGAUCUUGCAACUAUGAGUAAUAUUUGCAUUCAAGAGCCAGCUACUCGUGGCAAAGUUGUUUUAGAUACAACUGUUGGUGAUAUUGAAAUUGAACUUUUCUCUAAAGAAUGUCCAUUAACAUGUCGAAAUUUUGUUCAAUUAUGUAUGGAUGGUUAUUAUGAUGGUACAGUUUUUCAUCGAGUUGUACCAAAUUUUAUUGCACAAGGUGGUGAUCCAACUGGAACAGGUGAAGGAGGUGAAUCAGCAACUGGUGAAUUCUUUGCAGAUGAAUUUCAUACACGUUUACGUUUUAAUCGUCGUGGUCUUGUUGGUAUGGUUAAUCAAGGACCAAAUACUAAUGCUAGUCAAUUCUUUUUUACUUUGGGUAGUACUCCAGAACUUGAUAAAAAGAAUACAUUAUUUGGCGAAGUUGUUGGUAAUACAUUAUUUAAUAUGUUGAAAUUAGGUGAAGGAGAAAUUAUUGGUGAAAUACCAAUUAUAUCAAAUUCAUUUGAUAAUAUAGUAUCUCGACUUCGAGCUAAAUCACAAAUAAUUGAUGAUGAUAAUGAUGAAAUAAAUAAAAAAUCGAAAGAAACUGUACAAGCUAAAGCAAUCAAAAAUUAUGGUCUUCUUUCAUUUGGAAAUGAAGCUGAAGAAGAAAUAACAAAAAUUUCAAUGACAUUCAAACAAAAAGGAACGGGAAAAAGUGCACAUGAUUUAACUAAUGAUUCAACAUUAAGUAAAAAUACAGCUGAAUUAAAUGAAAAUAAUGAAGAAUUACCAAUAGAAAAACAAAAUUUUAAAAUAAAAGAAAAAACAAGAAAAGAAAAAAAAACACUUCAACUUGGUAUUGAUGAUGAUGAUGAUGAUAAUCAAAAAGAUAUUUCACCAACAAAAUCAAAUGAAAAUGUUAAACUUGAAAUUGAACGAUUAAAAAAAGAAUUAAAACAAACAAAAAAGUCAUCAUCAGCAACCACACCCAAAUCAUCAGAAAAUGUCGUUCAAACACUUGAUUUAUUAGAAAGAUUUCGUGUAAAAGUUCAUACUGCUAACGAUGAACAAACUAGUGAACCUUUAAAUGUAACACAAUCAGAACAAAUAGCUGAUAAAGUUCAAACACCAUUUUUAAAACAUACUUUUGUAUCUCAAGAAUUAUUAGAUAAUGUUCAAGAUAUUUAUACAAAUGCUGAAUUAUUAACUGUUUAUGAUCCAAGAAAUUCAAUGACUAAACGACGACGAGAUGAAAGUAGUAUGUUACUUCAUCAAAAAAAAACAUAA
Molecule: messenger RNA, 3294 nt
Organism: Rotaria sp. Silwood1
Lineage: Eukaryota; Metazoa; Rotifera; Eurotatoria; Philodinida; Philodinidae
Source: the annotation of a GenBank genome assembly